This is a messenger RNA of Zeugodacus cucurbitae (melon fly), 2460 nucleotides long. RefSeq names its product protein lin-9 homolog (gene mip130). The record is from RefSeq and is a predicted model, not a curated record. Lineage: Eukaryota; Metazoa; Arthropoda; Insecta; Diptera; Tephritidae. The coding region runs from base 239 to 2221 and encodes 660 amino acids. Gene Ontology annotation, biological process: regulation of cell cycle; DNA-templated transcription; regulation of transcription by RNA polymerase II. Gene Ontology annotation, cellular component: nucleoplasm; transcription repressor complex. Gene Ontology annotation, molecular function: DNA binding. The transcript is spliced from 3 exons.
CUAAAUGAAAAAUAGAAAUGUCAAUGAUGGCGAUUAAUUCUUUUUCAAACUAUGAAAUUCAAUAAAAUAGUGAAAUUGUUUUAAUUUUAUUUAAAGUUUGGUGCAAAGCAACAAGUAAAAUACAUAUAAAUAUAAAUCAGCUGCGUUUAAAAGAUAUAACAAAAGCGUGGGGAGCGUUUGGAUUUUCGAAUUGACAUCAAACAGCUAAAUAAUUUGGAAUAACAAACAACGGUUCAAAAUGUCGGACGAAUCGGAAACGAUGUCGAAGAAAACACGCAAAGCUUCGAGUCCCACAAUCUCCGAGGAUGAGUACAUCGAACCGCCUGAAUUCAGUUUGGCCACACUGGGACUGCGUCGUGUCGGUACGGCACCACCACCGAAACCGCAGCCACAACAGCCCAUACAAAUGUUGAAUGCACGCGGUAUGCCUGCGCGCAUACGCAAACGUAAUCGUUUAUUUUUCGAUGACGAUAUCAUUAACGAUGAUAAACCUCUACGCAUGAGUCUCUCACCACGCAAAAUGCCUAUGAAAGCCACAGCAUCGCCGCAUAAAACACCCACUAAGGUUUUGAAGAAACGCAAGGGCGUCGUCUCGCGCUACAUGCGCUCCGAUGAGAAGAAAAAGAGCGCUGAAAUGACCACACCGACACGAGAGCGACAUACAAAUGCUGCCGGUUCAUCGGCCAACACCACACCAAAGUCGAGCACGCGCCAUAGUGGCAGUUUGUUGGCACCGGCGACCAGCGCCUCGACAUUGACACACAUUAUUCCGGCUGAUAAGAAGAUUGGUCAGAGCAUCGGCUUGCGUUUGCGUAAUUUAUUAAAACUACCCAAAGCGCAUCGUUGGGUCAUAUUCGAGUGGUUCUAUUCAUUUCUUGACAAAGCACUCUUCGAGGGUGAGAAUGACUUUCAAGUCUGUUUGUCUGAAUCUUUUCCAAAUCUUUGCACUCGUCAUCUGACGCGUGCCGAAUGGCGUAAAAUACGUUCUCUAAUGGGUAAGCCGCGACGUUGUUCGCAGGCAUUUUUCGAAGAGGAGCGACGUGAGCUGGAGCGUCGACGUCAGAAGAUACGUUACAUGCAGAGUCGCAAGUCGGGUGACGUUAAGGAUUUGAAUUUUGUACGCGAUCUGCCGGACAAGAUCCCGUUACCGCUGCCCAUCGGCACUAAGGUAACGGCACGAUUGCGCGUGCCUCAGGAUGGCAUUUUCAGCGGCACCGUGGACGCCUACGAUUCAAUGACAUCCAACUACCGCAUCACAUUCGACCGCAACGGUCUCGGCACACACUCAAUUCCCGAUUUUGAAAUCGUUUCGGAGAAUUUCCACGAAAUGCUGCCACUACAGAGCAUUACCAGGGACAACAGACCAAAUCUGAUGAGCGUCUUCAACGGCGUGAGCUCAUCGCCUAUGCGUAGCAUGCGCAAUGUGCGCACGGCUUUGAAUAUGAAUUUGAAUAAGAGCGAUCCCGUCUUGGCCCAGGAGGUGAUCGAGAGUCCAUUCAAAGAUCCGGUGCUGGGCAGAGACAACAUCAACGGCUACCCAGCCAAGCUGUUGGAGACUCUAGUGCGUUUGAAGCGCGCGCUAGCCUCCAAACGCUCUAAGUUGCAGCGUUUAAGCGAAAUGAACAACGAGGCCGAAUUGAAGGCGUCGCAACAACUGGCAGCUGCACAUAACAAUUCGAAUUCUUCAUCAGACGAAUCGCAAAACACCAAUGAAACGAUGCCACAACUAAGUGAGGAAUUCCAAAGGCGCUAUGCCUCGAUCGUCAUUUCAAUGGAGAAGAUGAAUCGCGAUAUGCAGGACUAUCUAAAUGAUGUACAGGCCUUCGCCGGCGACUUGACACGCGAUCCACAAGUACAAGCAAUGCUGGCACCAUCAUAUCUGCGCGAGAAAUGCCGCGAAGCUGCAGAGGAUGCAGUGCAGCGCAACAAUCAGGGCACAGUGCAGAAUAAGGGUGUGCUGGCACUCAUCAAAAAUCUAGCAACCGUGUUACUAGUCGCCUCUCAUUUGGGCAAUGAUGGCAAUUCAGCGGAGGUUUCAAAGGUGCUCGAGGGCUGCAUCGAAGAGGUACGUUCGAGUUUGAGUGGCGUGAAUGUGGAAACGUUUCAGAAAAAUGUGCAAAUUCACUUGCAUCACGUGCGCAUGCUCGCCGCCAACAAUAGUGUAAUGAUGAGCAAUUCAGCCAUAUCGACUGCCGGCGGUGGCGGCGCCAUUGACAGAUAAAUGCCUUGGCGCUCGCUGUAGCAAUCGUUAGUGUUCAACAACAACACGAAUAAUUAAAGAAAAUGUUAAUGAAUUAAUUUAAUUUAACAGUAAUAUUGGGACAAUUACUAUUGUUUAAAUUAGACAAUUUUAAUUUUUUUGUUUUUAAAAUCAAAUUUUUUUUUGUUUUGUCGGCUCUUUCAUGUCUACUGAAUUCUUUGUAUUUAUACUAAAAAUAAACUUAACUAGUUUUCUUAGCA